AUGCAUGCCAAACAAAUAGUUGAUCAAGUUCAACUAAAAGAAGGCAAAGGAAUGGUUAAACAAAUCUAUGAUUAUCUGAGAGGGGAACAAACUCAGCCUGACUGGAAGUCUCUAAUGUUUAAGAAUGCAGCAAGGCCAAAAGCUAACUUCACACUAUGGAUUCUGAUGAAUAGGAAGCUAGCUACAGUGGAUAGACUUGCUAAAUGGGGAUUAGCACAUGAUACAACUUGUGUACUGUGUAAAAGUGUGGAUGAAAGUCUGGAUCAUAUGUUCUUACAGUGUCAAUAUGCAGGGGAAGUAUGGGAAAGAGUAUUAACAUGGGCUGGUUUCCAGAACAACAGGCCAAAGACUUGGGUACAGUUUGUGCAUUGGUGUAUUCAACAUGGGAAAGGGAAGACUACAAAAGCUCAACUAUUCAAGAUGAUUCUAGCUGAAGGUGUGUAUGCUGUGUGGAAUGAGAGAAACAAGAGAAUUUUUGAAGACAAGAAGUGCUUGAUAGAUGAGGCUGUGAUAGCUGCUUGUUUUGUAAUGUUGGUUCAGGUAAUUAAUGAAUUGGUUACCAAAAAUAAAUAA
Molecule: messenger RNA, 573 nt
Organism: Solanum pennellii
Lineage: Eukaryota; Viridiplantae; Streptophyta; Magnoliopsida; Solanales; Solanaceae
Exons: 2
Coding region: 1-573 (190 amino acids)
Source: RefSeq, a predicted model, not a curated record